This is a messenger RNA of Manacus vitellinus (golden-collared manakin), 615 nucleotides long. RefSeq names its product olfactory receptor 14J1-like. Gene Ontology annotation, biological process: G protein-coupled receptor signaling pathway. Lineage: Eukaryota; Metazoa; Chordata; Aves; Passeriformes; Pipridae. The transcript has a single exon. Gene Ontology annotation, cellular component: membrane. The record is from RefSeq and is a predicted model, not a curated record. The coding region runs from base 1 to 615 and encodes 204 amino acids. Gene Ontology annotation, molecular function: olfactory receptor activity.
AUGUGCUACGACCGCUACGUUGCCAUCUGCAAACCCCUGCACUACGGGACCCUCCUGGGCAGCAGAGCUUGUGCCCACAUGGCAGCAGCUGCCUGGGCCACUGGCUUUCUCACUGCUCUGCUGCACACAGCCAAUACAUUUUCCCUGCCCCUGUGCCAGGGCAAUGCCCUGGGCCAGUUCUUCUGUGAAAUCCCACAUGUCCUCAAGCUCUCCUGCUCACACUCAGGCUACCUCAGGGAAAUUGGGCUCAUUGUGGUUACUUGCUGUUUAGUGUUUGGUUGUUUCAUUUUCAUUGUUUUCUCCUAUGUGCAGAUCUUCAGGGCUGUGCUGAGGAUCCCCUCUCAGCAGGGACGGCACAAAGCCUUUUCCACCUGCCUUCCUCACCUGGCCGUGGUCUCCCUGUUUGUCAGCACUGGCACAUUUGCCUACCUGAAGCCCCCCUCCAUCUCCUCCCCAUCCCUGGAUCUGGCCCUGUCAGUUCUGUAUUCAGUGGUACCUCAAGUAGUGAACCCCUUCAUCUACAGCCUCAGGAACCAGGAGCUCAAGGAUGCCCUGAGAAAAAUGAUGACUGGAUGCUUUUCAGGAGUAAUAAAGUGCCAGUUUUCUGGUGUGUAG